This is a messenger RNA of Vanessa atalanta (red admiral), 2488 nucleotides long. Its product is annotated as delta-sarcoglycan-like. The transcript is spliced from 6 exons. NCBI's taxonomy places the organism in Eukaryota, Metazoa, Arthropoda, Insecta, Lepidoptera, Nymphalidae. Gene Ontology annotation, cellular component: sarcoglycan complex; sarcolemma. The record is from RefSeq and is a predicted model, not a curated record. The coding region runs from base 1104 to 2030 and encodes 308 amino acids. Gene Ontology annotation, biological process: heart contraction; cardiac muscle tissue development.
GUCAUAAACUUAGAACCGCGUGGUCCGUUGGACCGUACGCCACUAUUAAAUUAUCAUGUUCAAUCGUUGUGUUUUGAAUCAGGUGUUGUGUCAUGAAAUAUUGAUUUACGACAGUGUUUAAAUAGACGAUUUGACUGUUAUCACAGAACACUCCCAUAAACAAAUCGAAACAGAAAAUAACUUUGAAACUAUCAGCUUCGAAAUCCCUUUUUAUAGAUGGCAAUGAAGUUAUAAUUAACUCUAAUUCAUCCCGCUUUUCGAAUGCAAUUCAAUGAAAAUGGGACACAGCCAAUUUACCUACUUUCAUUUGCACUGUUAACGUGGCAUAGUCACUUAUUUUUAAACAUCGGCGUGAGAUCGAUCGAUAUACCCAAAUUCGUAAAACAAAAACAGGAAUAUAAGCAAACGGCAGGAAUGCAGCGAGUAUCGGUAUUUUAUUUACGUGAAAAGCACAGCGAUAUCCGUUGUGGUUCUAUUUUCGCACUUUAUCGUUUAUUACGGAGGCCAGAAGCGUGGCGCUGAGGGCGCCGCGCGCGAGAGUCGCCCGAGCCACUUUACCGCCUGAUAUUAUAUUCUAGAGCACGCCCGCCUUGCCUCGCUUCGCGCCAGAUAUUUUGAGUGUUGCUUCUAGCACCUAUGAAUUUAUCUAGUCUCAGUCACAUCACUCGCCCGGUGCAGCCGCCUGCAUCGUUAACAAAGGCCUAUCGCUGUCAAUACUCGGCUUACAAAGCUUAAAGCUAGCUCAUCUUAUUAAGUCAGAAUCCAUUCGAUAUAUAUUUUUUGUUUGUUUUUUGUUGCAAAUAGUUCUCAAUUAUGUUUAAAUAGCAGUUUUUGAAAUACCAAAACUAAAAUAUAUGAUACGUUUAUGUAUAUAUUUAUUUUAAUAAAUGUGUGAAUAUUUGUGGAAGAGCAAUUGAAUUUAAAUACCUAUAUAUGAAAUUAUUGGUUCACGAUAUCAACGUCUAUCAUCUAUGGUUAUAUUCACUUUUAAGCGCCGGCCAUUGUAUUGAGGUGAAAAGCUUUAACAACAAAGGCGACAGACCCCGCAGCAACUACCAUAUAGGUUCAUAGAGAAAUAAGGAAGGCAUCAUAUUAAAUUUUAAAUGGAAGAAAGUGAAGGCAUACGAGGAUGGGGAUGUACCCCUACUGGUGAUCCGCCACCAGCAGCUGUAGUAUCAAACGUAUCAAACCCACCAGUUGGUUGCUUGCCAAGAUGGGUCACUAGUGGCUGGAGACGAAAUACCUUAUACGGAAUCAUUAUAUUUCUAUUGAUACUCGUGUUUUUAAAUAUAGCGUUAACGCUGUGGAUUAUAAGUUCCUUAAAAUUGACCGCGAGAGGUAUAGGUCCAAUAACUAUAGUGAAGGAUGGCAUCCGUCUAGAUGGACAAGCGUGGGUGGUUGACAAUCUCAUCGCUUCGACUAUAUCGUCCCAACCCGCUCAGCCUAUCUCUCUAAACUCACACCGCAACUUCACCAUUCUGGUCUCUGAGCCCGACCAUGUGGAACACUCCAAACUAAUCAUAAAGAGAGAUGGCGUAGAAUGCAGCGGGAAAGUGUUCGACGUUCGUGACGGCAAGGGUGGUGACGUGUUCUUCGCAUCUCGGGAGGAGGUCCGCGUAUCCGCUGAAACUCUGUUAGUUGAUGGCACAGGCGGUUUAGCCGUGCGGAGUGCUGUCCAAACGCCACUUGUGAGAGCGCCGCCUGGCUCGGAUUUACAAUUAGAAUCUUUAACUAGACGACUAGACAUGAGGGCCCCGCAGUCAAUAUAUCUCGAAAGUAGAGCAGGUAGCAUUGAUAUAACAUCCCAUAGCAACAUUAAACUGGAUUCAGUCGUGGGAGCUAUUAAAAUCGAUGCACCAAAUAUAAUAAUAAACAAUUUAAAGGAAGCGAAAACAACUGAGACUUCACAGAAAAACUCAAUUGAAAAGAAAGUUUACCAGCUCUGCGCUUGCGCAUCUGGGAAAUUAUUUCUGGCAGCAUCUGAUGCUAUAUGUGCAGUGCAAGAUAACGACACCGAGUUAUGCCGAUGAAUAUGAUGCAAUUUAUUUAAAAAUGGAAAACUGUAUAUAGGAACGUUAUAAAUAAAACAUUUUUCUAUAAAAAGAGGCGAUUCUUCAACGAAAUAAAGUUCUUUAAAAUGUUUAUAGAAAACAGCUGAGCGCUGUCAAAGCGCAUGGAUGUUACUGUCUAAUUUCCAUCACCGAAUGAUGGCCACACGAUUUGUACUUGAUAGCAUACCUCACAAAUUAUUUAUAAGGAAUGAUAGAAAAGGCACAUGACGAAGAAAAUUGAAAAUAUAACUUUAUAAAUUCUUAAGAUAAGUAAAUAAUUAAAUAUUUUUUAUUAGACAAAAAUACACAAUUCAUUUUAUUAAUAAGAUAUUAUGGACCUAAUGGAAAAAUAUAUAGUACUCGUAUUUUGAUGAUUCGCACAAAGCACGAAUAAUGUAUUUAUUAGAUUACAAUGUAUGUCCCGUUACUAUAUUUAA